AUGUUUCGAAAUACAUUUCAAAGUGGAUUCCUUUCCAUAUUCUAUGCUAUUGGGAGUAAACCAUUGCAGCUCUGGGAAAAACAAGUAAAGAAUGGUCAUAUCAAGAGAAUUACCGAUCAAGACAUUCAAAGCUCUGUUCUAGAAAUUGUUGGAAUCAAUAUCAGCACCACUUUCAUCAACUGCCCUGCAAAUCCUAAGAACACUCUCGGUAUUAAAUUGCCUUUCCUUGUCAUGGUCGUUAAGAAUUUAAGGAAAUUCUUUUCAUUUGAAGUGCAAGUUUUGGAUGAUAAAAACAUGAAGCGAAGAUUUAGAGCUUCCACAUGUCAAAGUGCGACACGAGUGAAACCAUUCCUUUGUACCAUGCCAAUGCGUUUGGAUGAUGGAUGGAAUCAAAUUCAAUUUAAUCUUGCAGACUUUACAAGAAGAGCCUAUGGAACUAAUUUCAUAGAAACUUGUCGAGUGCAAAUUCAUGCCAAUUGUCGAAUACGAAGAAUUUACUUUUCAGAUCGAUUGUAUUCUGAAAGUGACUUACCGAAUGAAUUUAGACUCUUUAUGCCCAUUCAAAGAUAA
Messenger RNA from Naegleria fowleri, 570 nucleotides. RefSeq lists its product as uncharacterized. Gene Ontology annotation, biological process: regulation of cilium beat frequency involved in ciliary motility; cilium assembly; positive regulation of cell motility. The transcript has 3 exons. The record is from RefSeq and is a predicted model, not a curated record. Gene Ontology annotation, cellular component: motile cilium; ciliary basal body. NCBI's taxonomy places the organism in Eukaryota, Heterolobosea, Eutetramitea, Acrasida, Naegleriidae. The coding region runs from base 1 to 570 and encodes 189 amino acids.